Molecule: messenger RNA, 696 nt
Organism: Ilex paraguariensis (yerba mate)
Lineage: Eukaryota; Viridiplantae; Streptophyta; Magnoliopsida; Aquifoliales; Aquifoliaceae
Source: the annotation of a GenBank genome assembly
AUGGGUAGGCAACAAAGUGAACAACAGAAGCAAAACCACUCUCUGAGGAGCAAAGCAGUCCACUUUGUCUCUGAUCUCACCACCGUCUUUCUCAACCCCAUCUCUGAUAAACCCUCCAAGCCUACUCCUAUUCCUCCUACCUCUGAUGAUGAGACUGAGCCAAAAAGAAGUCAAGUAGAAUCGAUUUCAGAGGAUGAUUAUGGGGAUUUAGUUGAUGGGCCUGAUACAUCUUCUUUUACUGCAUUUCUCUAUUCUCUACUGUCAUCCUCAGAAUCUGGAAGUAAAUCAAACUUCGAGGGACUGAAUGAGUAUCAAGCAGAUAGUCAACUGACGUCUGAAGUUAUAAUGAAAGAAAAUAGUGGGAAGAAGAGUUUAUUUUCGAGGGGCAAACAGUCCCUUGGAAGAGCUAUUUACCAGGCUGCUAGAUUAGGUGGGUAUCGACAUCAAGCCUCAGCCAAGGGCAGUUCUGAUAUGAUGCUCGAUGACAGCAAUAAUUCUAAGUUUUCUGAAGAUGAGGGUAUUGAUAUGCAAACUUUGAAUGAACCUGUGCCUUUGGACAAUCUUCCAGAAACUUCUGAACCCUCAUUGCUUCUGUCUGAGAAGACACGCGGUGCUCUUUAUGAUGCACUACCAGCACUAGCUCAGGGGAGGAAAUGGUACAUGGAGGCAUGGCAUUUCACUUUCUACUUUGUAUAG